Molecule: messenger RNA, 4544 nt
Organism: Drosophila virilis
Lineage: Eukaryota; Metazoa; Arthropoda; Insecta; Diptera; Drosophilidae
Source: RefSeq, a predicted model, not a curated record
GACAACGACUACGACGAUGCCGACGACGACGACGACGCCGACGACGCGACGACGGGAAAAUCUCUUUGCGUUGCAGUGAAAAUUUUUUCGUACGUUUUCGUUAUUUGUUAUUUGCACGUUGACGCGUCGACAACAAGAAACGCGGUACACGGUUACGAAGUGUAAGGCGAACGCGCGUGCAACAGCAACAACAGCAACAACAACAACAGCAACAACCAGAACAACAACAACCGUUAAACGUUAACACGCGUCAGUUAUAAAAAAAAAUAAUACAAAAAAACGAAAGAAACAAACAAAAUCGCAUAUUUAUUGAUAUUCAAAACGCUUUACGCACAUCGUAUUCUAACGAUUAGCGAUUACUUUUUUAGUCACUUAACUUGCUAAAACUUAACUAAUAAAUCAUCAUAAUUGUACCUAGCAGCGAAUCACAACAACAAUUUUUAAGCUAAUCAAUUUUUGCUCUCUCACUCAACUAAACUUGCCAAAUUUUUCAAUCACAACAAAUAUUUUAUAAAACAAGUUAUUACAAAAAUGAAAAAGAAUAAUAUUAUAAUAAUAAGAAGUGCAUAAAGUCGCAAUUGAAGUGUCUUAAAAGAAAUAUAUAUAUAUAAAUGAAAUAAAGAAGAUAUAUACAUGCAAUAAAAAUGCAAAGCUUGCCAAGUUUGAAUUACCAACAAUAAAAGUAUAUUAAACAUAAUUGCAAUUGUUUAAACACACACACACACACACACACACACACACACGCAACACGCGAACAGCACAUACAUAGGCAAAAGUUUGUGAUAUUUUUAUGAUAUUAGCAAUAAAGUAUACAACGAAAAUAUAAUAAAGAAGUAAAUACAAAUAUUACAAAUAAAAAUAUUAAAUGUGUGGUGCGCUCACAAAUUAUCAACAACAAGAACAACAACAACAGAAACAACGACCAGAAGAAGAACAACAACAAUAGCAACGGGCAGCUGCCAUUUAUUGGAUAAUGCUUGGAUAAUGCUUGCCAAAGCGCCCUAAACAAACGAGAAUAUGCCAGAGGCUAUUGUAGUAGCAACAACAUCCUAACUCAACGAGCCAAAUCGCUCCCGUCAGGUCGCCCGCAAGAAUCCCUGGCCGCGCAAGGUUAGGCUACUCAAGAAUCGCCAGAAGGUUGCUAGCACGACGCCCACGCCACAAAAAGUUGACCUAAUGACGAUGGCAGAAGGCACCGACCCCAUGGGGCAUCAUCAUCACGCCGCCGGCUCGCACAAUCCCCACCAUUAUCAUCAUCAUCAUCCACACUCGCAUCAGCACCACCAUCCAGCGCAGUAUCAUCACCCCAACCAGCACUAUGCGCCCGCACAGCAGCCACCGGCAGCAGCGGCGGCCGCAGCAGCAGCCGCUGCCUCCCACUAUGCGCCCUAUGCUCAACUUCAGUAUCGGCAUCCAAUGCCUCACCAGCACUUGCCGCUGGCACUCAGUCUGCAUCAGCAGGCGGCGGCGGCGGCUGCCUCUGCAGCGGUCGCUGCCGCAGUUGCCAGCGUCGAGCAGCACAACAACAAUCAGCCGUUUGUGGCCAACAACAACAUUAUGCCAUGGAAGCAGCGCAAGCGCAAGCGUCUUUCAGCCGUGCUUGACAAGCUGCACCACAACAACAACAACAACAACAACAAUAAUAAUAAUAAUAAUAAUAAUAACAACAAUAAUAAUAACAACAAUAAUAACACCAACAACAAUAAUAAUAAUGGCGUCGCCUGCAAAACGGAGCCGAUGGACAUGGAUGAGGGAGAUAUGGAGGAAAUGGAAGGUGAUGGCGAAGAAGACAACGGCGAAGCAGCGCAAGAUGACAAGCAGCAAGACGAGGCUAACUACAUUAAGAGAGAACAGCGUGAUGCACUGACAGCAGCCAGCGAUGAGGAACAGAUCGAGGCCGAGGCGGAUCUCUCAGCGGAGGAGCUCUCGCACUCAGAUCAGGACGAUCAGGAUAGUCCGCGAAUAAGCAUGAGUCCGCUGCAGGUGGCUGCGACGCCGGCCUCUAAGCCAGCGCCAGAUAGUGCCACAGCUGCCAAGGAGAAUCCGCUUCAUGUGGACAUCAAGACUGAGCACAUGCCAAGCCCGUAUGAUCGAUACUUUCCCAUACCCUCGCCGCUGUUUGGCUACUAUCUGCAUACCAAGUAUUUGAAUGAGGUGUUCCGGCGACGCCAUGAUCUCUAUCCCUCGCCGCUGCAGCACACGCCCUCCUCCAUAGCCUCCGAGACGGAGACCUCGCCCACCAGCCAGGGCAAGACACCAAGCAGCAGCAUUAAUGGCAGCCAGCAGCAACAAUUGAUGCCCGCCGUGCUGAUGAAUGCAUCGCCGCCGCCCUCGCUGCCCUCACCACCGCGCAGUGACUCCUCUGUGACCACGGCGCAGCCCACGCGCGUCAGUCCAAAGCCAGCCAAGAAAAAGACUUCCUCGGCAUCGUCGGCCGGCGAGAAGCCCAUGCCGCCACCGCAGGAACGUCCGUUGGAUCUCUGCAUGCGUAGCGAUAUGCUCGGCGAGCCGAAAAAGUAUAAGUCGGGGUCGCCGCCGUUGCAUGCCAGUGCUGCGGCCAUGAUGCCACCGCCGAGCGCCUCAAUGAGUGCCGCCAGCAGUCUGGAAAGCAUGAAUGCAUUAUCGCCGGCAUCCAGCACGCACUCGAGCACUUCGAUGACCAGCAGCACGCCCACCUCGACCCUGGCCCAGCCCGCUGCUAUGUCUCCGUAUGCCAUGACGGCAGCAGCGGCGCACGCAGCGGCAGCUGCUGCAGCAGCAGCCAUGAUCAAAAUGGAGAUGCCCAUGCAUCCACUGCACUCACAUGUGCCCACCACAACAGUGGGCGUGCCGGUGAUUAAGGGUGAUGUGGCUUCACCCACCACAAAAGAGACGGUGGCCUGGCGCUAUAAUCUGGACGUGUCGCCGGUGGUGGAGGAAAUGCCACCCGGCUCGGAUGUGGCCUAUGUUUGCCCGACAUGUGGUCAAAUGUUUUCGCUGCACGAUCGGCUGGCCAAGCACAUGGCAUCACGCCAUAAGUCGCGCAAUCCCGCCAACGACAUAACCAAAGCCUAUUCCUGCGACGUAUGCCAUCGCUCGUUUGCCCGCUCCGAUAUGCUCACCCGACACAUGCGCCUGCAUACUGGAGUCAAGCCGUACACCUGCAAGGUGUGCGGUCAGGUCUUCUCGCGCUCCGACCACUUGUCUACGCACCAGCGCACCCAUACCGGCGAGAAGCCGUACAAAUGCCCUCAGUGUCCGUAUGCUGCUUGCCGUCGCGACAUGAUCACCCGCCACAUGCGCACCCACACACGCUACGAAUCGCGUGGAGCUGGCGGUGCAGGUGGCGGUGGUGGUGGUGGCGGCGGUGGUGGUGGUCGAGGUGGCGAGGAGCCAAAGUCACCAAUGCCGCUGAUAGACAUGAAGAUGAACAUGAAUCUGCCAAUGCUGCUGCAGCAGGAGGAACUGCUGCAAAAAUCGCCGCUCGGCCUGGGCGGACCCAUGCCGAUUGUGGUAAAGACGGAGAGCGCCUAACGGUACCUCUACGCGGCCGCGGCCAGACAGUUCAUGACCUUUUAGAAGCGCCACUAGAGUAGGGCCUUUGGUAAGCCCCCAGCUUAGUGCCCGUUGAGUCCAUAGAUCAGUUGUAGUUUAGCUGCCCGCAACUCUGGAAAUCUCUCUGCGAAGACUGAGAACCUAAAUACUACCUACUGUUAAAGGCUUAGGUUUAUACAUAUACAUACAUAUAAUUUUAACUUUAAAAAAAUCUAUUUUAAUUUGUACUCAAGCAUCUAGCACGCACACACACACACACACACACUGAGACAAAUACACGCGGAGUUAACUCAGACCACCACCCAACGUAUUAGCGUUUUAAUUAGUUGUAGGGCAACGAGAGCCGUACCACCCCCAAUGGAGGGAGACAGGCUUAGUUGGUAUUCGUAGUAUUGUAUUUUUGGACAACGUAUUGUUGUAGACAACGUUCAGAUACAGCUAGCAAUUCCAUGUUCCACAAUUUAGUUUAUAAUUCCGUCAUAUUGAAUACUUUUAUACAUGUGUAUGUACGCGCAUGUAUGUGGUCAGCUAGAGAUUAGUUUGUUAGUUAGUUCGUUAAUUAGUUAGGUAGAGGUCAAAGAUCGGCCUCUGGGCAUUUUUGAACAACAUUGAAAUUAUUAGGUUAGGCAUGCAAGCAUCUAGGCUAUAUUUUGCUAUAUUUAAUGUAUGUAUUUAGUAAUUGAAAGCAAAGCGGACAAACCAUAAACAAACAGUAGAGUUAAUUAUACUUUAAUUUAAAAUUAACAUUAAUUUACGCUAACUUAUUUUAGUUUAUUAAACUCUGCUGCAUUGCGCAUUUAGUUUUUAACGUUCUAGCGCUUAAAAGACAACAAUUUGUAUUAAUUUAAUUAUAAUUUUACAAUUUUACACACAGAAAAAGACAAAGAAUUCUCCCUAGGGCACAAAAACAAAAACAUUUCGAUUUCGUACGUGAAGCGAUUGUGAAGCUAAAUUUACUAAUUAUUCCUUCUUUUUUUGUUUAACAAAAAUCCCUUUUUAUAAAAAUGUAU